AUGCUUGGCCUUUUACCAGCUUGUGUUGCGGUUAUAGCUUUUGCGGGCCAUGUGCAGUGUAGUUCCGACUUCAUUACACCCGAAUUAUCGAGUGCACCGUGGUCCGAGAAUCAAGUUUAUGAAGUUGACGACGAAUUUGAAAUCAAAUGGAAGACCGAUCAUAAAGGCUGCAAUCUCUUCCUAUGGCAGGACUAUCCGAAAUUGGCGGUAGAAUGGUACAGCAAAUUGCUAGAAAACACAACAGAGACUUCGCACGCUUGGAACGCAAGUUCGAGCGGUUUCUCUCAAGAAUCUGAAGACACUGUCUUUCACUUUGCUCUAUACUCAUCGGACAAGGAUAUCCCGCUCGCAAAUUCCGGAUCCUUCAAUAUCUCAGGAACAAAUUCUUCAAAGCUCAAAGCAACAUCUGUAUCAAAUUCAAUACCAGCUUCGACAUUGUCUCAAGCACCAGAAACCUCGACGGGUUCACCGGAGACAACACAUCACUCAGCAACAAAGUCCGAAAAUGACCCAGGAUUAUCGACGGCAGCAUUGGUUGGAAUUUCAGUUGGCGUCACAGUAGCGGGGCUUUUAAUUUCUGGGGGCGUAGGCUUGUGUCUAUGGAGACGCUUCACGCGUAAACGGACGACGGAGCGAGUGGAUAGCACCGAGACAUCCGAUUUUACAAAGGCUGAGCUGGGCAAUGCGCAGAUAUUACAAAUAGGAAGUUCAGAGCUUGAUAGCACGAGGGAUGCAGCUGAGCUUUGGGAUACGCAAAAGCCGGGAGAGCUAGGAGAUGAGAACAAGAUACGGACGAUAUACGGACUUCAUGAGGCGCCGUAG
This is a messenger RNA of Fusarium oxysporum Fo47, 822 nucleotides long. RefSeq lists its product as uncharacterized. The coding region runs from base 1 to 822 and encodes 273 amino acids. The transcript has 2 exons. NCBI's taxonomy places the organism in Eukaryota, Fungi, Ascomycota, Sordariomycetes, Hypocreales, Nectriaceae. The record is from RefSeq and is a predicted model, not a curated record.